Messenger RNA from Lolium rigidum, 370 nucleotides. RefSeq lists its product as uncharacterized. NCBI's taxonomy places the organism in Eukaryota, Viridiplantae, Streptophyta, Magnoliopsida, Poales, Poaceae. The transcript has a single exon. The record is from RefSeq and is a predicted model, not a curated record. The coding region runs from base 80 to 370 and encodes 96 amino acids.
AGACCGAGCUCAAAGCCACCGCUCCUCCUUGUUCCUUCCCUCGGCAGAGACAGAGUCAACGACAGGAGGAACUCGAUCCAUGGCGGCCCGGUACGUGGAGAUGCUGGACAUGGGCGUGCGCAUCGCGGCGAGGUUCCACUCCCACUGCCUGCAGACCGCCCGCAUGUACUACAUGCCGCCGCAGUCAACCUCCUCGUCCUCGUCCUCGGCCGCCUCCACGGAUCGGAAGGCCGCCGGCUUCGACCACGAGGUUGCGGCCGCCGCUGCCUUCCGGCCCUUCGCCGCCACGUCGCAGGCGGGGCUCAGCGCCGGCAUGCAAUCUGUUUUCGGAUUCGACACCGCACAGGUCGUCAUCUACGAGGUCGUAUGA